AUGACCGAUGUUUCAGGGGUAGACCUGGGGAGACCUGGGUUGCAGUUUUCUACUAAUCAAGCUACCCCAGAUUCUACCGCGGCAGGAAACCGCGGAGAGGCCGUCCUGGACUCCUCCGGCGAGCCAUCGCACCCAAAUCUCCACGACACCACUUCCAGUGAUCCAGACACGCCACAUCUUCUUUCGAACUUUCCUAACACUACUGCUUCUGCCCAUUCCUCCGCCGUCUCCCCGGCUAACGUAACCGCACCCCAACCCCAUCGACAAAACCGGAAUCAGACACAGACUGGCAUCGCGAAUAUAGAUUCUUCGGCUGCCAGAUUUGAAGGACUUCCGGGUCAAGUACCGGCUCGGAUACUCGGACGACGUCAACGCUCCCCAGCUCCUGACCGCCGUUUCGAACCGUCAACCGACCGAUCCUACACGCCAGACGGUUAUCUUAUCGCUGAGCCUAGAGCAAAGCGACGAAGAGGGAACGUCACGAUGGGUGGCAGUGACAUUCUUGAUCCCCAUAAUGGUGCUCCUUUAGGAAUAUCUAAUGGAUCAAGUGAAGUGUUUUCAGGGGUCACAAAUGGUAAUAAGACUGCCUUGAACGGAUCUUCAGCUCGAGAUAAGAACACUUCGGUCAUCGGACGCAACGAACAAUCCUCAAAGUACUUUGGCCAUGAUCGUGAGGAGGUAACCCGACUAUUGAUACAAGCGUUAUCAGACAUGGGGUAUCGGACUGCCGCAGAUAAUGUGAGCCAAGAGAGUGGGUACGAAUUGGAAAGCCCAACCGUAGCCGGCUUCAGAUCUGCUGUUCUGACCGGGUCAUGGCCCGUGGCCGAAGAGUUACUUGCCGGCGCUUCGUUGGAGACUGAAGGCCCAGGUAACGGCCUUGUAUUGGCACCUGGCGCGGAUCCCAACGCCAUGAGGUUUUGGUUACGACAACAGAAGUUUCUGGAGCUUUUGGAGCAGAAAGAUACAAGCAAGGCUCUGAUAGUACUUCGAAGCGAGUUGACACCGUUAUCCCAUGACACUGGUAAACUGCAUUUCUUAUCAGGUCUACUCAUGUGUCGUUCGGUCGAGGAUCUUAUGGCAAAGGCUGAAUGGGAUGGUGCGAAUGGCCAAUCUCGAAAGCUGUUGCUCUCGGAGUUAUCAACGUUAUCGCCUUCGCUCUACUCAGACCACUUCUGUGAUAGACGCAACUUUCCAACAGAGGUCGCAUUGGAGCUUUCGAAUAUGGCCGAUGAGAUUUGGCAAGUACAGUUCUCCCAUGAUGGAACCAAGAUGGCGGCGUGCGGUAGUAGUCCAGAAGUUAUGAUAUGGGAUACACGCACCUUUAGAGUCUUAGAGUCUCUCGACGGCCAUGAUGGCGGCGUCGGAAACAUUGUUUUUAGCCCUGACGAUUCUCUAAUUCUCUGCUGCUCGAGAGACGGGCAUGCAAGAUUGUGGACUACUCAUGACGGGACUUUGAUCAGGAAAUUCCCUAAAUUCGAUGAGCCUGUGAGCGGCUGCGUUUGGGCUCAGGACAGUCGGUCACUGGUCGUUGGAACGCUAGAUCCUAAUUACAGCCUUCGAACUCUGAACCUGGAUACGAGUGAGCAGUACGAGUGGGGGGUAAAGCAUAGGGUCCAGGAUCUAUGUGGAUCGCCAGACGGUCGCUGGCUCGUGGCUGUCGACAAUCAGCAGACAAUCCACGUCUACAACGCUGUUACACGAGAAUUGGAGUUUGAUAUGGAGCUCAAAGCCCGGCCGACAUCAGUCAACAUCAGCCAAGACUCGCGUCAUCUUCUUGUCAAUAAGUGCGACGGUGAAGCUCAGCUCAUUGACCUCUUGACGCGGAACUCGGUCCAGAAGUUUUUCGGUCACACAGGCGGUGACUAUCUAAUUCGAUGCUCGUUUGGUGGAGCCAACGAGAGUUUUGUUCUAAGUGGCAGUGAAGAUGGCAACAUCGUUAUAUGGCAUAAAAACACGGGUGCGGCAGUCGAGCGCCUACAUGGUCAUCAUCCCCGCUGCAAUGCUGUUGCAUGGAAUCCUACCGACUCCUAUAUGCUAGCGUCAGCGGGAGACGAUGGCCGAAUAAAGAUGUGA
Molecule: messenger RNA, 2073 nt
Organism: Fusarium oxysporum Fo47
Lineage: Eukaryota; Fungi; Ascomycota; Sordariomycetes; Hypocreales; Nectriaceae
Product: WD40-repeat-containing domain protein
Exons: 4
Coding region: 1-2073 (690 amino acids)
Biological process (GO): proteasome-mediated ubiquitin-dependent protein catabolic process
Cellular component (GO): GID complex
Molecular function (GO): protein binding
Source: RefSeq, a predicted model, not a curated record